CUGUUUAUUUUUAGAAUCUGGAAAAUCUUUCACCAGCAUUGACCUACUUUAAUAAUGUACACUCUGAUUUGUAAACAGGUAUAGAGGAAGACUACACUGAAGGGGAUAAUUUAUUUGAGGUCAUUGCUCAAUGAAACUUAAUCACCAGUUAUAGUGUUAUGUUAUACCUUUUUGCCAGAAAUGACAGGUGAUAUGUCGAGUGAAUUAGUGUUUUAUGUGAAUGGAAUAAAGGUUGUGGAGGAGAAUGCAGAACCAGAGACAACCCUUUUACAGUUUCUUCGACAGAAAUUGGGCUUAACUGGUACAAAGCUUGGUUGUGGGGAAGGAGGAUGUGGGGCUUGUACUGUGAUGGUAUCCAGGUUUGAUCACUACAGCAAAAAGAUAUGUCACUUCUCAGUGAACGCAUGUCUUGCCCCACUAUGUUCUAUGCAUGGAAUGGCUGUGACGACGGUGGAGGGUAUCGGCAGUGUUAAGAAUGGCCUCCAUCCUGUGCAGGAAAGGCUUGCCAAAUCACAUGGAUCUCAAUGCGGAUUUUGUACACCAGGGAUUAUCAUGUCCAUGUAUACUUUAUUGCGGAAUGAUCCCCAGCCAACCAUUGAACAUAUGGAAAAGGCUUUUGAAGGUAACCUGUGCAGAUGUACUGGCUAUAGACCUAUCUUAGAUGGCUUCCGAACAUUUACCAAGGAGUAUUGUGCUAUGGGAGAGAACUGCUGUAAGAAUAAAAAUGGUAACAAUAACCUACAGCUAGAAGAUGGGGUUGGAACAGACCUUGUCAAAACCAAAGCAUUCUUGCCAUUAGAUGCAACACAAGAUCCAAUAUUCCCGCCAGAAUUACAGAAUUCUACCAAGUUUGAUACAGAUUACCUUAUAUAUAGAGGAGAACGGGUUGUAUGGCAUAGGCCAACUAAAUUAGAUGAACUUCUUGAUCUCAAAUCAACAUACCCAGAUGCUCGAUUGGUUGUGGGAAACACUGAAAUAGGUGUUGAAAUGAAGUUUAAGAACAUGAAAUACCCUGUGAUGAUAGCACCCACACAUAUCCCAGAGCUUGUUGAUAUUACCCACACAGAUUUAGGGAUCAGAUUCGGAGCGUCUGUGACUCUAUCAAGGAUAGACCAAGAACUGAAAGAGGCCAUUGCAAAAUAUUCAGAACCCAAGACUCGAGUAUUUACAGCUGUGAUAGAGAUGUUAAGAUGGUUUGCAGGGUACCAGAUAAGAAAUGUUGCUGCUGUGGCGGGCAACAUUAUUACUGCUAGUCCAAUCUCAGAUUUAAACCCAUUGUUCCUGGCAUGUGGAGCAGUACUUGAAGUCCAAAGUAAAGAGAGUGGAAGGAGGCAGAUUACAAUGGAUGAAAAGUUUUUUCUGGGCUACAGAAAGACUGCUUUAACGUCCACAGAGGUUGUGAUAAAUAUACUUCUGCCUUUCACUUCAAAGAAUGAAUAUUUUGGUGGCUACAAACAGGCAUAUAGACGAGAGGAUGAUAUUGCCACAGUAAAUUCAGGGAUAUAUGUAGUAUUUGAAGAUAACAGUAAUGUGAUUAAGAAGUUAUCCCUGGCCUAUGGUGGAAUGGCUAUUACAACUAUAAUGCCCACCAGAACUAUGGCAGCAGUUGUUGGAAGAAAAUGGGAUGACAGUCUAGUCAUGGAUAUUUGUCGUCUGCUGGCAGAUGAUCUCCCCUUACAACCAGGGUCACCAGGAGGAAUGGUGGAGUACAGACGUACUCUUACAAUCAGUUUCUUCUUCAAGUUCUACCUCUCAGUACAGAUGCAGCUACAGUCUAUGCACCUAUCAAAAACCAAAGUUCCUUCAUACUUGCACAGUGCCACAGCCCCAUUUCACCGAGACCCCUCAAAGAGCACUCAGAUUUACCAAGAAGUGGCCUCAGGGCAGCGGGAAGAGGACCCUGUCGGACGCCCCAUCAACCACCUGUCAGCAAUGAAACAAGCCACAGGAGAGGCAGUAUAUAUUGAUGAUAUGCCGAAAUUUCAGAAUGAGCUGUACAUGGGAUUUGUGAUGAGCAAGAAAGCAUAUGCAAACAUCAAGUCAGUUGAUGCAUCAGAAGCGUUGUCCAUGCCCGGCGUUGUUGACUACAUCAGCCAUGUGGAUGUACCAGGCAAGAAUACAUGGGGAGCGGCAUUACCAGAUGAUGAAGAAAUUUUUGCUACAACUCAGGUAUUAUGUGAAGGACAGAUUAUUGGUGGAAUAGUUGCAGAAACUCAAAUACAAGCUCAGCGGGCUGCUAAAUGUGUAAAAGUAGAAUAUGAGGAACUGAAGCCCAUCAUUACAAUAAAGGAAGCGAUUGAAGCAGGAUCAUUCUUUGGAUCACCACAAAAAAUCAGCUGCGGUGAUGUGGAAGCUGCACUCCAGCAGGCAGACCAUGUGAUUGAAGGUGAAUGUCACGUUGGAGGUCAGGAACAUUUCUAUUUGGAAACUCAAGCAGUAAUUGCCAUUCCAAAAGGAGAAGAUGGGGAAAUGGAGAUGUUUAUCUCUACACAAAAUCCAACUGAAAGUCAGCAUGUGACAGCAGAGGCAUUGAAUGUUCCUGCCAACAGGAUAGUUGUUAGAGUAAAGAGGAUUGGCGGUGGUUUUGGUGGCAAGGAAACAAGAUCUGUAAUGAUCUCAACGCCUGUUGCCAUAGCAGCUAAUAAGUUGGGGCGGCCAGUACGUGUGAUGUUGGAUCGAGAUGAGGAUAUGUUGAUGACGGGGACUAGGCAUCCAUUCUAUGCAAAAUACAAGAUAGGAUUUAUGGAUGGAGGGAAAAUAACUGCUCUGGAAAUCAAUAUAUACAAUAACGCUGGAAUGUCCCAGGAUCUGUCUUGGGCUGUAAUGCAUCGUGCCAUGUUUCACUCGGACAAUGCCUACAAGAUUCCAAACCUAAGUACCACGGGUCAUGUAUGUAGAACCAAUAUAUCAUCUAACACAGCUUUCCGAGGGUUUGGAGGACCACAGGGAAUGAUGGUUGUGGAACAGUGUAUCACUGAUGUGGCAUAUACCUUGGGUGUUUCACCAAUCAAGGUAAGGGAGUUAAAUCUAUACCAGGAAGGGGACAGAACUCACUAUGGUCAGCUAUUAGAACAUUGUACUGUACAGAGGUGUUGGGAUGAGUGCUUGAACCAGAGUGAUUAUUUCAGACGUAAAAAGGAAGUGGAUAUUUUCAACAGUGAAAAUCGUUGGAAGAAAAGAGGCAUCACUAUAGUACCAACAAAGUUUGGAAUUGCUUAUACAGCACUAUUUUUAAAUCAGGUAGCUUUAAAUCAGGCUGGUGCUUUAGUGCAUAUAUAUAUGGAUGGGUCAGUGUUGUUGACCCAUGCUGGUGUAGAGAUGGGUCAGGGGCUACACACUAAAAUGAUACAGGUUGCAAGCAGAGCUCUACGGAUUCCAGCUUCGAAGAUUCAUACAAGUGAAGUGGGUACCAAUACUGUACCUAAUACAUCGCCGACGGCUGCAAGUUGUGGUUCUGAUCUCAAUGGCAUGGCAGUCAUUAAUGCAUGCAAGACCCUCUUAGAGCGACUGGAACCAAUAAUGCUGGAAAAUCCCAAAGGAACAUGGGAGGAUUGGAUAAAGUCAGCAUAUAUAAAUAGGAUAAGUCUUUCAGCUACUGGAUUUUAUAAAACUCCUGGAAUAGGAUAUGAUUUUAACACUGGGAAAGGACGACCAUUCAAUUACUUUACAAGUGGAGUAGCUUGUUCAGAGGUUGAGAUAGACUGUCUAACUGGAGACCAUCAGGUGCUAAGAACUGAUAUAGUGAUGGAUGUUGGAGUCAGUCUGAAUCCUGCCAUAGAUAUUGGUCAGAUAGAAGGAGGCUUUACUCAGGGUUACGGUUUGAUGAUGAUGGAGCAACAAAAGAUCUCACCAAAAGGUAUCCUGUAUACACGAGGACCUGGCAACUAUAAGAUACCAGGCUUUGGCGAUAUACCUGUUCAGUUCAAUGUUACCUUGCUCAAAGGCAGUGUCAACGAAAAGGCUGUUUAUUCUUCAAAGGCUAUUGGAGAACCACCUCUUUUUCUAUCAUCAUCAGUUUUCUUUGCUGCCAAGGAUGCUAUAGCGUCAGCACGUGCGGAUGCUGGACAUCAUGGGAAUUUUAUACUUCCUAGUCCAGCAACACCAGAACGUGUAAGGAUGGCAUGUGAGGAUCAGUUCACAGAUCUGUUCCCAAAGGCUAAAGAAGGCACCUUCACUCCAUGGUUUGUUGAGUUGUAGAUCCAGCUGCAGCUAGUGCUACUUAAGUAACAUAUAAAAUAUGUGUCCACGUCAGUUGAAAUAUUCCCUAUGCCAUUUCCUACGCAAAGUUGCAGUGUGCAGCUAAUUUUUGCAAAGGGUUGUAUAUGUUCUAAAUUCAGUUACUUAACCACUUUGCUGUUUAUCACUUCUGUGAUACAUUUGAGAUUGACCUUCCGAAGAAUUGUUCAGAUGUUGAUACAGGGCAUUAUGUGAUUCCAGUAUUUUUGUCGGUUAUGUUUAGUACCCUGUCAUGUUGUUAAUGCUAAAUUGUUACAUAUGUUUUUUUUUAUGUUUUUCUGCUUAAUUGCUCAAUUACCUGUCAUGAAAAAAGGCUUAUUAGUUCAAUUUUAACACAGCACCAUGUAACAAUUCAUGUAAUGCAUUUGGUUGUAUUUGUCUUUCUGAUCCAAGUCAUCGACUGUUUUUUUAUUGUUAUCUGAAUUAUAGUGACUCGAUAUUUUGUUAGGUCUGAAGUUACUUUUGUAGGCAGUGGUUUUCCACAGGUUGUCAUUACUUCUGAAAGAAUCUGUUUAAUUAUUCUGUAGUUUGAUAUAUAAAGAUAUAACACACACCUGUUAAAAUUGUUGGUCAAACAAAAAUCUGAUUUUCUUUGGAAUGUAUUGUCACAUCUAAUGACAGGUUCUUGUUAAUGUGUUUUAUUUCUUUUGGACAAAUGUUUAGACAAGGUUUGUAAAUUUAGCCAAGACAUUGCAGAUUUUCUGAAAGCUAGGCUUUGAAGUAGAUAUUAUGCAUUUUAACUUGGUAAAUAAUGUUUAAAAUAUUAUACCAAGAUUUGUGAUAUUAUGGUGUUAUUUAUUCUAGGAUUUAAUAUAAAUAUUCAAAGGGUAUAUAUUGGGUCUGGUAUCGCAGAUUGGAUAUUAACUUUCAUUGAUAAUCGGACAUUAUAUUAUCCAGAAAAGGAUAGCAGUGUAUACUAUUACAAAGACUUUAUACCAUAUAGCUAUGCUACUUGGAAAAAACAUUUCAUUAAGAAAGAUCCAUUACUGAUGCUUUCAGCUGAUAUAUAUGCUGAUAUAUAUUUUAGUACUUCUUUUCCUGUAAUUGAGGUGAUUUCUGCCCCUUGCCCCCCCCCCCCCCCCCACCCACCCCGCAGGGUCGUUUGUCAGUCAUUCACACAAAGUUGGAUGGUGUGAUAACUUAAAAAGUAGAAGAUAUUUUUCAUGAAACUUGGUACAUGGAUAGUUGGCAAUAUGAAAAAUAUGUGGUCAUUCUAUUUUGUCCCUAUGGUAAAUAAUGCAGUGGAGAAAAUAGUCCAAACAAAUCAAAUGACAAAAAUGUGGCAAUGUUGAAUCCAGUGAUAACUUAAAAAGUACAAGAUAUUUUUUAGUGAAUCUUGAUACAUGAAUAGAUUGCUGUAUUGAAAAUAUGCACAUAUUUUAAUUUUGUUGCUAUAGCAAUAAAUGCGAUUGCUGUGGUAACAUAUAUACAUAUGUAUUAAGAAAUGGACAAAAAGUGGCUGCAAUAAGUAUUCAUGAAAUUAAGUAAAUAGAUAGAAGACAAUGUGUAGAACACACUAUUUUAUUUUCCCUGUUUGUGCAUCCAUUUAUCUGUCUGUCUGUCCUGUCAGUCGAAAAUGGUAGAUUCUGUUAUAAUAACUUUUUUCAUGGUACCUGGGACAUAGACAAAAGGUAGUAUGUAGAAUAUACAGAUUAUUUUAUUUUGUCCCUUUAUCAAUUCUUUAGUCCAUCUAUCUGUCCAUACAUGUCAAAAAAUAAUACGAAUGCCCAUUCUGGUAGGGACUUUUAUUACAGGGCAAGAGUCGAUUAAUACUGCUGUCACAGCUAUGAACGAUAAUAUAUUGUGGGCAUUUUGCAUUUGUAAAGUAGCAAAUACGAAAUCAAGUACCAAACAAAUGUUACACAUAACAAUUUAAUAUUAUAAUAUCAGUUUCUGUAGUAACCUGUGUGGAAACAUGAACUGUUGUUAAACAAUAUUUCAUGAAGAUUGACAGUAAUUAAGACAUUGAUAACCAAACAAGUAAUUAGAAUGUAACAAAACGUCUUGAAGCAUGAAUGCUUCUGCUAUACAAUUGUUUCUUAUGAUGAAGAAAAAGUGUAUAGCAGAAUCAUGUUUUUAAAGAAUGUUCUACUUACUUAUAAACAUAGACAAUAAUGCAGUAGUCUUUUUAGAAGUUAACUGUUAUAAAAGUAUAAAAGUAGUCAUCUAGUCUGUGUGUUUCCAUGUUUUCAAUUAAAUGUGUAGUUAAUUACAUAACAUGAAAAUGAAAAGCUCAGGACAAAUGUAAAGUAAAUAAAAUAUGUUUAUAUGUUUAAUCUAGCUAUUUAUGAAAAUGAUAAAUCUUGCUUGAAGAAAUAUAACUCCAGUAUGAUGUAUUUCGGCGAUAUGGAAGUUUUGAAAAAUCAUUGUUUUAAAUUGCAAACUUUAAAAUGAGUAGAAAUUAAUGUUUAACAAUGGCAGAAUUGUUUUUUUAAGCAUGUCCAUGAAGAUCCUCACAAAAUCAAUUGAUAAAUUUAUGCUGGGUGAUUAUAAUUGUUGAUGUUCAGUAGAAAAACAUAAUUGGGCCGCGCCAUGUGAAAACCAACAUAGUGGCUUUGCAACCAGCAUGGAUCCAGACCAGCCUGUGCAUCCGCGCAGUCUGGUCAGGAUCCAUGCUGUUCGCUUUCAAAGCCUAUUGCAAUUAGAGAAACCGUUGGUGAACAGCAUGGAUCCUGACCAGGCUGCGCGGUUGCGCAGGCUGGUAUGGAUCCAUGCUGGUCGCAAUCUGACUAAAGUACUUGAUCUUCUAAACGAAGAUCUGAGAAUGACCCAUUCACAUUCGUCUUCUGUAUAUUUUGGAUUUCCAAUAUUGCUAUUUUUAUUUUCGCAAAUCUAUUUUUAUAUUAACCAAUCAGACGAAUUGUUCGAAUGUCAAAGAGUAAGAAAAAUGUGCAGGACCCCUCGCUUACAGAGCAUGUGUCCUACCGACUGAGCUAACUGGCUGUCUGACACAUUAUGACAUAAGAAUUGUAAAUAUCAAAAAUCAAGGCUAACUAUAGAUUUGUAAAAAGUUGUAAGUAAAGCUCUGAUUGGCUAGCGAAAGGGUCGUCAGAAUGAGGCUAUCAAUAGCUCGUUCUCAUAUCCUAAGCGUAGCGUAAUAGGAGAUAUACUUUAGUCAGAUUGUGCUGGUCGCAAAACCACUAUGUUGGUUUUCUCGUGGCGCGGCUCAUAUGAUAUUGUGGUGUUCAAUUAAAUAAAAAUAGCUUGCAAGUCAGCAUAAUUAUGAUAUUUAUUAUGACAUUGUUGAAAUAUUUAUUUGUAAUGAAAUGUGUAAUUGUGAAGGAUUGAUUUCAAAUUUUGAGGUAUACAUUAGACAAUGAAAUUAUAAAUUAUAAAUGAAGUUAUUAAGCUACAAUUUAUGCUAUGGGGCACAAUGAUAUUAUAUAUUGUUAUUACAUUGUACUAUCAUUAUAGGGUAUACUAUUGUUAUUGCACUCAAUGCAAAGUUAUUAUUAGUCAUUAUAAUCUGAAAUAUGAAAAGCAGUCGGAAACAGGGAAAUUUAAUGUAUCUAUUAAAUAGACACGAGGAUUUUAAAAUGCCUCAUCCAUAUUACUUCAUUCUAAGACUUGCAACUUGCCUUCAGAUAUUUUGAAUCGUUGAAUCUGAUCGAUAUGGUGAUUUUUUUGGCAAUACUUGCCACCUAUGAAUUUGUAGCUCAUGCUGUUUACAUGUUGCAUCAUACAAAAUUCACAGCACGUUUUGCAAAUAUUAUUUGAAACCGAUUACAGUCUCAUGAUUUUUUGCAAGGUUUCCCGACUGAAUUAAACGUCUGCACAUUUAAUCAUUUUUUUUACAAACAAACAAACAAACAAACAAAUCAUUGCCUUUUACUCUCUCAGAAGAGGGCUUUUCGCAAAAUCUUUUAUUGGAACACAAUAGUCCGGCAAUAACGAACACCAUCCAGUUUUAUGGGGGGUGCAACCGAAAUUAUGCUGGAUUAUAAAGGUGCGACUUUAGGGAUUCACGUUUGACAUCGUCAAGGGAACAGCUUAAAUUAUGUUAGCGUCACCAACGUUGGCGUUUUGCAACAAACAAGUCUUUUUUUCUAUGAAAAAAACUUGUCUGAUUAUGUAUGUUUUUACAUUGUAACUAUUUAAACGGAUCUUUUGUAUUCUUCCUGAUAACGGCAAUCGAGUAUUUAUAUAUUCGAAUAUGAGCAUCAGGAGGGAUGGUCAAGCUUCGUUUAGCUUAGGAAAAUAUCCACCUGAAUACCCUUUUUAGCUCAACUAUUCGAAGACUAUGGAGGGUUGUACUACUCACUCCAGCAUUGGCGUUGGAUAAAGUUUUUAUGAAAUUGUAAUAUCUUGUAUGCCAUCGAAGAUAUUUACAUCAAACUUGGAACACUUGCUUAAUAUAACAGUCUCUUCCUGAAGGCAAAAGUAAAUAACUCUUUGUCUAUUUUGGGUGAAUUAUGACCUUUUUUUGGAUUUGUAAUUGGUUCAGAUUUCGUACAAGUCCAUGUUUUGUAAAAACCAUUUGACUUGUGGCUUUAAAACUUUGAACACUUGUUUAUUAGAACAGUCUCUACCUGUAAGCAAGAGUACAUAACUCUACCAGUUAUUUUGGCUGAAUUAUGGUCCUUUUUGGACUUGAAAAUUGGUUCAGUUUUCGUACAAGUCAAAGUUUUGUCAAAACUAUUUGACCUGUGGCUUUGAAACUUUGAACACUUGUUUAUCAUCAUGAUCUCUAUCUGUAGGCAAGAAUACAUAACUCUGUCAACUAUUUUGGUUGAAUUAUGGCCCUUUUUGAACUUGGAAAUCAGUUAAAGUUUUCAUAACAGUCCAUAUUUUGCCUACCCUGUUUGUCAUAUGACUUGGAAACUUUGACCACUUGUUUACCGUUAAAGUCUACAUAUGGAGGCAUGACUACAUAAUUAGGACUAGGACUUUGGCUCAGUUAUGGCCCUUUUUUGACAUAGAAAUUAGUUAAGUUUCACAUACCAUUCCAUAUUCUGUCUAAACUGUUAGAUAUAUGACUUUGAAACUUUGAACACUUGCUUACCUUCAUGGUCACACAUUGCCAUAUAGUGCAACACUUACCCAGUUCCACAAAUACAGGUACAUUGUCUUAUUAAUUUUUCUUCUUUUGUAUGAAAAUCUCUGGUAACAUUUUGACCCCAUACUUCCAUCAAUUCUUCGAAUAUUGGAGCGCGCUGUCAACAGACAGCAGUUGUUUUAUGCAUAUUCUCAAAAUAUAGGCAUUAGGAAAAUCUUAUUGGAUCAAGUCUUUCAAGUACUUAGAUUAGGGGUUUGUAAACUCCUUAAAUGCAAGCUUAAGCAUUUCAUAGGUUCAUUCCAUCGUUUGUGAGGAUGGAGAACGAGUGUAAACCAGUGAACUCGCAUAUAUAUUUUAUAAGGGAGAGAAAUAUUUUGUAGUACCAUUAUGUAUUAAAUAGGUUACAUAUUACAAAUAAAAUGUAUGAAAUCAUUA
Messenger RNA from Mercenaria mercenaria, 9667 nucleotides. Its product is annotated as xanthine dehydrogenase/oxidase-like. The coding region runs from base 181 to 4197 and encodes 1338 amino acids. Lineage: Eukaryota; Metazoa; Mollusca; Bivalvia; Venerida; Veneridae. The record is from RefSeq and is a predicted model, not a curated record. Gene Ontology annotation, molecular function: 2 iron, 2 sulfur cluster binding; FAD binding; iron ion binding. The transcript is spliced from 33 exons.